Molecule: messenger RNA, 1797 nt
Organism: Grammomys surdaster
Lineage: Eukaryota; Metazoa; Chordata; Mammalia; Rodentia; Muridae
Gene: Rit2
Product: Ras like without CAAX 2
Exons: 5
Coding region: 186-839 (217 amino acids)
Biological process (GO): Ras protein signal transduction; positive regulation of neuron projection development
Cellular component (GO): plasma membrane
Molecular function (GO): GDP binding; GTPase activity; GTP binding
Source: RefSeq, a predicted model, not a curated record
CAAUCGAAGUGGUUGCUAUGAGACCCGCUCCAGCAGAGGACCAGCAGGCAGCCUGUCGCUGAUGGUUCUUGUCGUGCACCAAAGCUUUCCUUUGACACAGUUUUAGAGUUGUUUACUAUCUGAGCAAGCACCUGACACGGUGACUCUUUUCUUUCUUUUUUUCCUCCUCGGGUCCCCCGAGUAAGAUGGAAGUAGAAAACGAAGCCCACUGCUGCCCUGGCAGCUCAUCAGGCGGGUCCAGAGAGUACAAGGUGGUAAUGCUGGGAGCAGGGGGCGUUGGUAAAAGCGCAGUGACAAUGCAGUUCAUCAGCCACCAGUUCCCGGACUACCAUGACCCCACGAUUGAAGAUGCUUAUAAAACCCAGGUGAGGAUUGACAAUGAGCCUGCUUACUUAGACAUCUUGGACACUGCCGGUCAGGCAGAGUUCACGGCCAUGCGGGAGCAAUACAUGCGUGGGGGAGAAGGCUUCAUCAUCUGCUAUUCUGUCACUGACCGCCAGUCAUUCCAGGAGGCUGCCAAGUUCAAGGACCUUAUUUUCCAGGUCCGUCACACCUAUGAAAUUCCCCUCGUGCUAGUGGGUAACAAAAUCGACUUGGAGCAGUUCCGUCAGGUAUCUACAGAAGAAGGCAUGAAUCUUGCUCGAGACUACAACUGUGCUUUCUUUGAGACCUCUGCAGCCCUUAGAUUUGGUAUUGAUGAUGCUUUUCAAGGCUUAGUGAGAGAAAUUCGCAGGAAGGAGUCCAUGUUGUCCUUGGUGGAAAGGAAACUAAAGAGGAAGGACAGCCUGUGGAAGAAGAUAAAAGCCUCACUGAAGAAGAAGAGAGAAAACAUGAUAUGAGGCUUUGCUUCUGCAUCCUUCCUGUCUCUCUUUGUGGGUUUUAUCAACCAGACAAUUGUUCAUAUCUCCAUCUCUCUCUCUCUCCAUCUCUCUCUCUCUCUCUCUCUCUCUCUCUCUCUCUCUCUCUCUCUCUCACACACACACACACACACACACACACACAUUAUCUACCUGCAGGCAGAAAUUAGACUUCUAUAACUGUAUGUCUUGAGAUAGUUUUAUUUUGCCUUUAACAGCUGGGUAGAUUUUGUCAAUCAGCUGGAUAAUGCUUUAUAGAUUUCACAAUAUAUUACCAAAUAAAAUUAACAUUCCAACUGCCUCAUUUUCCUGUAAAGAGUAGCUUCAUUUUGUAUGCUGUCUGGUUAUAAAGAAAAUAUGCAAACUUGUAACUGGGAUGAUAAAAGGCUUAGGGGAUCUGCUUUUGCCUGAUAACCCUGGUUGUUUGCAUUUCACAGAUCUGUAAAUAAUGAAGAGACUGGAAUAGUUUGUAGGAAAAAAAAGUCCUUGUCUUCUCUUAAGUGGAAGAGUCUUGGUAUUUUUUUCUUGAGUCCUCUAUAGCCGAGUAUUAGAGAAAUUAUUGAUACUAAGAACUGUAGUUUGUGUUGUUAAAGUACUAAACUAUAAAUGAUCAGCCAGUCAUAUGUUUUUAUAGAAGUGUUACAGUAAAGUUACUGUGAUGAAAGUGUAUGUUAUCUGUUGUAGGAAGACAGCAAUACUAUGAACUUGGUGAAAGGGCCCUUUGUCCCUCUCAAUGAAUAUUUCUUAGAAUUGCUUCACCUGCAUAGUAGCCAUCUGUCUGCAGGAAUAUGGCCUCCACAUACUAAAUGUUCUCUUCCUAUUAUUAAAUUCCCUGUCUCAUUUUCCAUGAAAUAUUACAAGAAGCUGACAUGAGAAAUGUUGUUGUUAUUUGUCUUACAAUUGUUCAUUGUGUAAAAUAAAAUCUCUCAGUCACUCAUUU